AUGAGUUCAGACGAGUCCGCCGCUUACAAGCGUAUGCAAGUAAAAGUAUUAUAUUCAUUUAAUAAUAAUCCAACCGUGUUUUUAUCUCGAUCAAAGGCACAACAUUCUGUGAAAAUUGCUCAAAUACCCAUUUAUAGUAACACCGAGCUGCUGGAAGAAGAGAUGAUCACAUUAGGUGCCUUCGAUUUAAAGCAAUGUACACAACAGGUAUUAAGGAAUUCACCCGAGAAUUUUAGGUUGGAAACAGAAGAUUAUGCAGUGUAUUAUAAGGAUAUUACAGAACAGCCUGAUGAGCCGUUUGUUUCGAACGGUGUCUUAUCAAAUUUGAUAAAUUCAUCCAAAAGUCAUUUAAUACCCGGAAGAGUAUGUCAAAACUUAUCUGCUAGUUACUUGUUUGGUGACAAGAGUAGUUCUUCCUCAUUGACCCUAGAGAUUAGAUUGAAGUUACAUACAAUCGAAAAACAAGAGUCUAGUCAUCAGCAACUGCAGAGUCAGAUGAGUUCUAAGAGGCCCAAUGAUAAUGUGAACUUUGUACAAAAGCGACAAAGAACCAAGCCUAUGGCUUUUUCGAAUACUGCAGUUAAGGCCACAAGAACCAAAUCAUUGCCUAUAUUUUACCAUCCACCAAAUCAGCAGAUUUUCAAUAUAAUGAAUGCCGAUAAAUCUAAUGCUCCGUCGAAAUAUGAUAGUAAAAGUGUGCAAGAAAGAUUUAAACUGGCCCCUUUCUUACAGGCUAAGAUAAUUGAUAAUCCAACACGCAAGUCCAGGAAUCAUCACACUAGUAAUCAGCAUAAUCCACAUACGAGCAAAGAAAGCACUCCAGAACCUCAGAGAGCAAUGCGUACAAGGUCCAUGGUCACUAGCAGAAUGCCAUUAUCUAUUUCCAUGCCGAUCCAAGAAGAUAGCCCUUCUGAUGCGACCGAUGAUACUGAUUAUAAUGAUAACCAUCCACCCAUUGAUGAAGAUGAUGAAGACGAAGAUGAUGAAGAAGAUGAUGGUGCAUUUGAAGAUAACGAUACAUCACCAUACACUCCACAACAGCCACCUUAUAAGGCAAAUCCACUUUCAAACCAUAAUACAUCAAAUUCUCAAUUUCAUGCAUUGCCAGAUUUAGAAGAUUUGGACAGUAGAAAAACACAUACAAUUCCACAUAACAAGUUACCAAAGAACCACGGAUUGGUUUGUACAAAUAGUAACUGUGCUACUAGCUCGUCAAUUACUUGGAGAUAUUUUGAAACUGGAUUCCACCCUAAUUAUCUUGGUAUUCAUAGGGCUACAGAGUUUGACAAAAAGCAUUAUGAAGGUAUGUUUGGUCCAUUGUGUAACGCAUGCUACUUGUUUUUAAGAAAUAAAGGCUUCAUGAGACCUGAAGGAGUUGUCAAAAAGUACUUGCAACAGCAAAAAUACAAGAAGGAAUUAAAACAAAAAGAAGAGGAUGAUAAGAUCAAUGAAAUGUCAAACUCUUAUUCUCAUAAUUAUAAGGGUCGUCUGAAUAGCUUAACCAGUGUUGCAAUGAGAAAUUCCAAUCAAUUUGGAUCAUCACCAGUUGUUUCUCAACCGCAUAAAUUUCCUACACCUCUGCAUACCCCUUCCGCUAUAAAUCAAGUCAUACAGAAUAAUAAUCACAAUACUCUCAAUAAUACAAAUAAUGGAAAUAACAGGCUAACCCCUAAUUACAAUGAUUUGAAUGAUUUCAUGAACCAGCUAAAUUCAUUUGGAGGACCGCUUACGGAUAUUGAUCCUUUGCCUCAGGAUCAACAACAGGGUAUAACUCCCCCUAUGAUGGCAACAAAAUCAAAUACAAGAGUUAUUAAUCUAUAUGAUGAUGGUGAGGAUAAAGAAAACUGUCCACCAAUGUCAUCUGAUGACCAAAGAGGAUCAAAUUCAUCAUCUCCUAACAAGAAUAACUAUCAGGAAAUUGAAAAUAUGAUGGUUAAAUCAUUCAAUCAGAAUACUAAUACCAGCCCAAAUGGUGCACAAAGUGAAUGGAUCAAUAAUCUUUUUGGAGAGCCUACUCCAAGGGACCAAACCCCUAGAGAUGGUAACACAGUUGAAAAUGAAACUGGCAAGCACUCUGCUAAAUAUGAGACGCCCAACGAAUUAAAGCAUUUGAGAAGUUCAAAUAACGAUGAUACUGAAAGCGAAAAAGAAGAGAAUAAUCAAAGUCAUCCUCAUUUGCCUAAAUUAAGAACAUUCACUACGCAUAAUAAGUCAUCUCCCAAUAAUUCCAAAAGCAAGCAAUCUCUGGCUGCAAACAUGCCUUCCUCUCCAUUGAUUAUAUCAAACCUAGAAAAGCAUGACGAAGAUCUUAACACCUUCUUAAAUUCUGAUGCUCAUCAUAAACUGAAUAAUUUUUCGGACCUCGACAAUGAAAUGAACAACUUGGUGAAUGAUAAUAGCAUGUUCCAAAAUAAAGAAAAUAAUCAUUCAUCACCAUCGAUUGCCAAAGCUUCAAGAAAUAAUACUACAAUGUCCUGGGGACCUAAUCAGAAAUCAAACAAUCUCGCUAAUAUCGAAGGCGGAUCUACGCCUAAUACUGAUUUUUAUUCGAAUGAUGACAACUCUAAUACUCAGGAAAAGAAAUAUCUUCAUUCAGUUGAUAUUAAUACAGUUUUCAAUGAACAACUGCAUCACUAA
Messenger RNA from Debaryomyces fabryi, 2637 nucleotides. RefSeq lists its product as uncharacterized. The transcript has a single exon. Lineage: Eukaryota; Fungi; Ascomycota; Pichiomycetes; Serinales; Debaryomycetaceae. The record is from RefSeq and is a predicted model, not a curated record. Gene Ontology annotation, molecular function: sequence-specific DNA binding; zinc ion binding. The coding region runs from base 1 to 2637 and encodes 878 amino acids. Gene Ontology annotation, biological process: rDNA heterochromatin formation; silent mating-type cassette heterochromatin formation; regulation of transcription by RNA polymerase II.